GGAGGAGGAGAGGAGAAGCGGCGCAGGAGCUACGGUCACUUUCUCACAGGCUUCGGCCGAGCCUGUGUGGUCUCUCCCACGCUGUUGCUAGGGAAAUGGAUGGCUUGAAUGGAUCGGUGGUCCGGACGGAUCAGUCCUGCUCGCCCCCUCACCUUUACAGCCCGCCGUGUUUCAGCGCGACUUUACGGGGAUUGCUGCUAAAAACGUGACGCGUCGGCAUCAGCUCUGCACCAGCCGAGUCCAGUGGAGCUGCACCUGGAGAAGUGAGGUGAAGAGAGGCAGCCGGGGAGAGGGCUCGACAGUCUGGCCGGCGCCCCGGGUGGAUGCUGCCUUAAGAGAACAACGGCUGAGGCAGCAGCACCGAGUCAAAAAGGAGUAUGGCAUCCACUCGCAUGCAGAUAUUUGGAUUUGUCCUAGCAUUGCUGGGCAUCAUGGGUGCCACGGUGGCCACCCUGCUGCCCAACUGGAAGGUCAGUGCAGAUGUGGGCCCCAACAUCAUCACAGCUAUUUCCCAGAUGCAGGGGCUGUGGAUGGACUGCACCUGGUACAGCACUGGCAUGUUCAGCUGCACACUCAAAUAUUCCGUGCUUUCCCUUCCUGCGUACUUGCAGACUGCUCGCACCACCAUGGUGCUCUGCUGUGUGCUGGCUGCCAUGGGCCUCUGCCUUGCUUCUCUGGGACUGAAAUGUACUCGAUGGGGAGGCGGACGGCGCUCCAAGCGACAUGCCGCCAUUGCCAGUGGGGGCUGCUUCGUCACUGCUGGCUUUCUGUGUCUGGUGCCUGCUUCUUGGUUUACCAAGGAAGUCAUCACAAACUUCUUGGACUCCAGCGUGCCAGAGAGCAAUAAGUUUGAGCCUGGGGGUGCUGUGUACGUCGCCUUUGUAUCAGCAGGUUUCCUCUUUGUUGGGGGGUCCGUAUUCUGCAUGUCUUGCUCGGGGAAGAGGCACGGCCCUCAGGACCUGGUUCUGCUUCCUCCACCGGACAAACUGCUCCUCCAACAGCAGCAGCAACAGCUUCUCCAGCAGGAGCUCCAGCACCAGUACUGCUCCCUCUCCCCCUUAGACAACAAGACUGGCUACAGUCUGCAGGACUACGUGUAAUAAAAGUAGCAGCUACAGGGAGGCAUGCCUGAAGGGGAAAACCAUCAUGGUUAAUGCUGUACAUCGGGCUGUGCUCCAAACUGAGGAGGAGAAGCAACGAGAGGAGGGCAACAACUUUGAAUUCAUUUGUGUCUCCUUUUAGUCUGUUUUGAAAGCACAAGCUGUGGAGGUAAACCUUGAGCAGGAGCUCGGAAAGAAACAGAGCUGAUGUGUAAGGAGGCUGGAUUCAUGCUGCAGGAGUGAAGGACGCUCCCAGAUUCUUCAUCAGUAAAUCAAGAAAAAGCUCCCUGGGGAAUGGAUUACGCAAAAUAAAGAAGCCGAGAGUGUAGAUUUCACCCCCUCCUCACCAAAGCUUUGAAUAGAAAGAAAAUAAGCAAUCAUUUAGCUGCUAUUUACAAUCCUUCUUACCGAUACCCUCCUCCCUCCCCUUAUUUGAGUAGAAAGGCAAUAUAAAACCAGAGAACAGAAGGUAAAACCCCUUCCAUAGCAAGCCAUUUUAUUUAUUUAAUUUUAUACAUAUCUGCUAGAAUGCAACCUUGAAUCGAUUGAAAUUAAAAAGGUGAUAUUUUUGUUAGUUUCUAGAAGGAUGUUGAUAUUUUCGCCUCUAAAGCAUGCUGUGUGGAGCCUGUUUGUGUAUUGAUACACUGGAAUGCCUGGUAGAACGACUGAACCACACAAUGCUUGUGCCUGAAAACAAAGCUGUAGAAACAUUAACCCUGCUGGAAGUUUUCAAAGACGACUGUCAGGAGGAGACGACGCGGGGCGACGGGGUUGCAGUGAACGAACGAAACGUGCGCUUCGCACGGCAGGUGGAAAUAUGAGAGGAAGGGAGAGAAAUUUAGCAGGAAGCCUGUUCUGUGCUUUAGUAGAGUGGACACUUUCACAUCACCCAUCCAGACACAAUCCACUUGUGUGUAUAAGUUGCGGCGUUCCCAUUCAACAAUCCAUUGUGGACAUUUACACCCACACCACGCAUGCUUUUGUGUGCCAUUUCUGUGCACAAUAAACAUUCAGGGGCUUUUCAUGUGUGUUUUUCACUCCCGUCUACUGCCUCUUUACUGCCAUGGAGACAGAUUUCCCCUUUAAACAUCUUUAUUAUCAGCCAGUCGCAGGAGCUCUUUGAAAAGGGGCAUCCUUUCAUGCCUUUAACCCCACACCCCACCUUACAGUUGCAGUUUUUAGAAGAAAUUCUUCCCUGCAACCAAUUUUGACCAUUCCCUCAUUAUUAAAACAGAAAUUCAAUGGUCAAGCAUCACAGGAGCAUAAUUGCAGAAGAAGAGAAUGAUAGGCUCCUAAGUGGAUAAUUGUGCCGCAGACGACUAAAAAAGCUUUGAGUCAUUCUCCAUAUGUGACUUGUUUUUUGAGUGCGUCAGCAGCAGUGCGCAUAUGUUACCAGUCUUCACCUGGAAAGCUCUGUUUUAUACUGCGUCCACUUCAUUAUCCUACUAACCCCACCAUUCCUUGGGUCCCAACCGGUGGCUCCUUUCCCCCUCCCUUUCCGACUCAUUCAUCCUGGCCUGUUUGUGUCAGCCGUCACAUGGAUGUGAUCCCUGACGAGAGAACGCUGAUGCAUGCUGAAAGCGUGUCCUCCUCAAACGCACAUCCACACCAGGCUCAAAUAAACACAACUCUUCUCGCUCGCCCACAUCUACCUACUCAUGUGACAGUUGGAGCACUACUUUCAUGGCUAUAUUACAAAGAGAGUCUACACUUCGACUCCCAGAGGAGGAAUAUUGAGUUUGUGCAUGAAGCAGGCAUGGAUGUAUAGAACUGCACAGUCUCUCCUUUUCUCUCAUAAACAUGCAGCUUCCUGGGGGAGAGCAGAUGGCUGAGCCCAGUCUGCCACCUGCAGGCAGCUGCCAGAAACACCACAGGCGCCUCCGAGGGACUGCUGGCAAACUUGGUAGCCCUGCAGAGCCAAAACUGGCACGACUCAGAGCUGGCCAGGCACCACUACUGAUAAAUGCAAUAAAACUAGUAAAGAAUGUGCCAUGUCAUCAGCUAAUACCGACACAUUAUGUGUUUGAGAAUGUGCCAAAUGGUUUCAUGAUGACAAAUUUUAAUAUUACCUGGAGUUUUUCUUUUGUCCUUUAUUUUUCUAUGAAUUUUACAUCUGAAAAAUGCUUUAUGGGUUUGGGAUUUCUUCUGCCAGAUUAGAUGCUUGUGUACAGUCCUUUGCAGCUUUCGAGGGUUAAUUCAAAUCCUCAUUACUCCUCAAAGCACAGCAGGACUCCAGAGUCUGAGCCCUAAAUAAAUACACCGUCUCGUAAAAAGUAUUCAUACCCCCCCUAAAUACAAUCAUAAACUUCUGUGUAAUUUAUUAGAACAAAAAACAAAAUGUUGAUGAGAU
Molecule: messenger RNA, 3450 nt
Organism: Cyprinodon variegatus (sheepshead minnow)
Lineage: Eukaryota; Metazoa; Chordata; Actinopteri; Cyprinodontiformes; Cyprinodontidae
Gene: cldn20
Product: claudin 20
Exons: 2
Coding region: 378-1100 (240 amino acids)
Biological process (GO): cell adhesion; bicellular tight junction assembly
Cellular component (GO): plasma membrane; bicellular tight junction
Molecular function (GO): structural molecule activity
Source: RefSeq, a predicted model, not a curated record